GAGCUUACCCCGCCUUAUCACGUUUCCGGUCCCCCAGACAGAAGCUUUAAUAUUAAUUUGCUUUUUCUAACAGCGUAGAAUUGUACUUCCUCUAGAAAGAACCUUUUUCUGCCUUGAAGAGCUGUCACCUAGAUUAUGUCUAGAUGUGGAGCUAGCUAUACUGACUCAGAAUCAUCCAUCCCAUCUUCAUUUCUGACCUACGGGUAGGUAUUCCACCUUGUCGUUGUUAGGAGGCGGUCUCAUCGCUGCCUAGUAGAUCUCAGCCUGAUUGGAAAUUUUACCACUUUAUUUAAGUUAAAUUCAUCUCUCAAAAUUUUUAUAGAAAGCGAAAUCAAAAGGCGUCACCUUGAAUUCUUUACCUCAAAGCUCUUAAAACGACAAUGGGCACGCCCGCAUCCAGGGUUACCGGAUUCACUCCUGGCAAGCUAAUCUGUGGCGCUUCUGAUGAGAGAUUGAUCUUUCCCGACCAUUCAAACAGAAUGGACCCGAAAGUUGAGGAGAAGGCUCCUAUUAAAUCGUCCAGUAACAAGUACCCAGGAGUGUUUAGUAUUUCAGGGCAAAAAGAUGAAACGGACAUGAAUGAUGGCCGUAAAACUCCAACCUUAAACGAUGGUGCGUAUAUUAUGGAUUAAACCCUACACCUGCUUAACUCGAUAAUAUUUGAUUUAAUACUAACGGAAGAUUAUCAAACAGUGCAGCCACUGUUUAACUCCGCAUGGGAAGAUACGACUGAGGGAAGCCCUCUCGGCAUGAAGGAGCGCAAGACUCGACAAAAGCUGAAUGAAAGAGAUCAUAAUGCAGUUGAAUAUAGUAAAUCACUUCUAGAUGAAGGUGACACUCAAGUAUACAUCUCAUAUCCUGGAGGGAUCACAUUCUAUGACUCGAAAGGCGACUCUCUACCAUACAAAGUAUAUCGAGUUGAUAGCGAAAAGCUGAAGGCUCUCGGUUCACCGAAAUUCUCCCGGAUGUUCGAGGAAAGACCACAAUACUGGGCGAGAAAGAGAAAAGGCCUCUUGCAUCACCUUCCAGAUGGCAUGAGAUAUGUGCUUGACCUCACACCAUCUGAGGAAGGUGACGAGGCAGUCGAGCUGGUAUCAGAAUUGUCUUGCUCGGCAGGAAUCAGAAACUGGUAUUUAGCCGAGCAACGCUGUGGUGUCGAAAAGCAACUGGUUGCCGGUGAUGAUGAUAUUCCUGGGCCUGCGAUUGUACCAGCCAAAGCUGCAGAGCAGCUCCGAGUGAAAAAUUCUGCAGCCGGAGUAGUUGACCUCUUCUUCAGCCCUUUAGACCCAACGAUUGACUCGCGCUUCAACGAUGAAUUUUUUCGUACAUCUUUAGGUCGCAAGGUACUUAAACAGACCGCGUGUACCGACGGAAAUUUCGUUGAUGAUUGUGAAAUGCAAAAAGCAAUCAAGAAUAGCUUGGAAGGACAUGCAUUUAAUGAACCUGCUGCUAAAGCCUCAGCGGGAAUUGUUCGACAAGACUUUCUCCAAACAGAAUUAAAGAAGGAGGUACUAGACUACAGCCCAAUCCGGCACAGAGUAGGAAUAGACAAUCUUCUCAGGAUCAUUCAGGGUAAAUUUCCUAAACUGGACUCGGCGCCAAAGGUAUGGACUUUAUUUGUUUUGGCGAAGUAUUAUGAAUGUACAAGUGUUGUGGUAAGACCCCCAUCACGAAUGUUACGUUUCUAUUUCCUAACUUGAUCCUAGGUUGACUAUAUUACUUCAUGGAUCAUGAACGGUAGUAAUAUCAAAUUUCUCGAAAUACUUCCCGAAGCCAGUUUGAAUCUUGGACUUGGCCUGAAGAUACCUAUGAUUACGAGAGCUGCAUUUUCUAUUCUUGUUUCUGAAGAGGCACUUAAUGUGGCUUCACGAACUCUAUGUAAAAGCCAUGAUGACAGGCGAGCAGCAGACAAAUAUGUUCGACCUCGUGAGGAGCUCGAUGAAGAUUUGUGGAACGUUAUUCAACAUGCAAGUCAGGACUUUUGCGACCGCAUCCAGAAAAUUAUUACUGAUUUGUUAGAUGAAAGAAUGGCUUGGUUCCUAGAACUGCCAGAGUACAGAAAAAUAUGCAAGUUUGAAGACUAUUGCUACAAGAAGAAAGACACGAGCAAGACAGAAAAGGCUGUAUAUGAGAGAAGGAAGUCGGUUAUUCAGCAACUGCUCGUCAACCUUCGUAGUUAUGUCCGAGCGAAAAUUGUUAUCUGUUUGAACCAAGGAUUAAAAAGCUUCGAGAUUACUCGGGCGGAAAACAAUCAGCGGGAGGUUCAGUGGGACAUACCAGAAGUCGGUACAAAAGAUGUACCCGAUGCAGAUUACAUCUAUAACGGCCUUGGAGUUCGUGAAAGAGUUUUACUGCCAUACUUUUGGCGUCGCCUUCGGGAUGUCAAUUGGCAUGACAUGUCAAUGGAGAGCCUCAGGCUUGCCCUAUAUGAUCCGCAAUUACUUCGUUCGGGGAAAUGUCUUGCGGAUAGAGAUACCAUUCGCAGGAUAAACCGUUAUCACCUUGAAAUUUAUGUCAGUGACUUCAAUCGUGAGGUCAACCUUGCAGCCAGGCAGGAAAACUAUCACCCGUCUUCGCCUUCGGAUCCGGAUCCUACAGUACUACAGCCUAACACUAAGAGCAUGAAUGCGGAAAGACCAAAUUAUGCAUUCAUGAGUGCUUACAACCCAGAUCAUGCUUAUCUUCAAGCACGCCUAGUGGAAGAUAGCUCUGAGUUUUCCUUCGCCAACAAUCCAAAGUCAUUCUCAGCUAACCCCAAUCCCAGCCUCCACCAGCCAGACAUAGAUGCCGCCAAUAACUUCGACCUUUCUACUUUUCUCAAAGAACUCGGUCACCACAUUGAGGAUAUCUGUCUUUACAUGCUCUCCAAACCUGAUGGAUCAGAAUUCACAAUAUUGACAGAUACAUUACUCUGCCUGACCGAUAAUGAAUGGCAAUAUCUACCCUUAUGGGCAGGCGGAAACGACGAUGGAAGUGGAGGCGUUACGAGCGCAGAUGUUCCGCCGGCUUAUUAUGCUAAUGUUGGUAGUCUUACGCCAGGUGUACAAUAUAAAGGGGUAGCGGGAUUUGUGGGCUCGGUUAACACUAGUUUGGUUGUUAGGGAUGGGAGUAAUCGGACGGCUACAAUCCCGGGGAGUGAGGCUUGGGGUGAGGCUUGGGGUGAUGUUGGGAGUGAUGGUGGAAGUGGAGUGGGGAUAGCUACUGAUGGUGAUGUGCGGAGCGUUUCUUCGAUAGAGAGUUAUGAUAUGGCUGUUAUGAUGCCAGUGGGGAGUUGUGGUGGGAGUGGAAGUGAGAGCGAGUUUGAGAUUGUCAAUGUAGGCGAGGAUGAAGAGAGUGGUGAUGACUUUACGUUUGCUGGGAAUAGUAGCGUUAGUGAAAGCGGGAUAUCAGACGAUGAGAUAGUUCAUCAUGAUAAAGGAAAGGGAAAGUGGAAAGAGAAAGAUUAUGAGGAGGAUGACAUGGCCUGGAAAGAUCAAGAAGAUCUAGACGAUGAUUGGGAGGGAUAUUUCACUGAUGAUUAGACUACCUAGUACUAGUGAAUGAACUAAUGGAAACGAGAUGCUUUGGGGAUAAUGGAAGAACAGGAAACCACAAGGACCAUUGGAGAAAACAGGGGAUCUACAAGAGGGGAUAACGCUUCAGGGGUAAUUGAGCACAUCAUGAGGAAAUAGAAACUGAAUGGCAAAUUUGUACCAAUAAAUAUCAAGAUCAAGACAAUUCUUAAUAGUCUUUAAGAAUGUUCAAAUUGAAAACUAAAGAGAGCUAUGGAGAAUUAGAGACUUUUUCCCAUCAGAUACGUAAACUUAAUCUGGAUAUUAACACGCUAUUAUCCUAUAAUCUCCAGAACAAACUAAUCUAAGUACUUGACUUGAAUAAUAACCAUCAACUUUCUUCAGCUUAAAUGCUUUCAAUUGAUUUGCACUGAUGUGCAAGCGAACUUGAGGUAGUGCUCCUGAGCUCUCAGCUCUAAUAGUUGACCCUGAUAUCUGCCGACAAAUUACAAACAAAGUUUCAAUUGCAUCCAUGACUUUAAUAAAUGUUCUUCCCUAUCUUGAUCGUGA
Molecule: messenger RNA, 4061 nt
Organism: Sclerotinia trifoliorum
Lineage: Eukaryota; Fungi; Ascomycota; Leotiomycetes; Helotiales; Sclerotiniaceae
Source: the annotation of a GenBank genome assembly